Molecule: messenger RNA, 1352 nt
Organism: Cotesia congregata
Lineage: Eukaryota; Metazoa; Arthropoda; Insecta; Hymenoptera; Braconidae
Source: the annotation of a GenBank genome assembly
UGCCAAUGCAAACACGCCGGCCAAGGUGAUUCUUCGCCAGUUGACUCCCACCAGUUCCACUGUUUACUGUUUAUUAGUUAUAAUUUACUAUAAAACGGCGUUUAACAAACUUUUACCGGGUACUUAACCACCGACAAUCCGACAAUCCGACAAUCCGUCUACCAGACCAAUUUUAGUACCUAUUGUCAUCCUAAGGCCCGGCUAUCCUUUUUUUCGAUUUAUUUUUAUUCCUCGUUAAGUCAUCAUGCGAGUUUUUGUGUUUUGUGCCGUUUUAUUUGUCUGUUUUUUUACUUUUUUCACCGUAAAUUCGCUACCGAGGAAUCAAAAUAGCUGGGCCGAUAAGCCGUUCGAUUUUUACAAUUUGUCGGCGAGGAGCAACAAUGAUUUAACUAUCGACGAUGGAUUUAUUGUCAACACUAAUCCGCCUAAAAUAGCCUAUCCAAAAAUGCCUAAUACGUGCAGUAAUUGUAUUUGUGGCGUUGGAAGAAAAACGCGAAUUGUCGGUGGUACAACAGCAACAAUUGGAGAAUUCCCGUGGAUGAUUGCUAUGAGCAAACACGGACAAUUUCACUGUGGUGGGAGUUUGUUGACUAAACGGCAUGUUUUAACUGCCGCUCAUUGUUUAGAAGGAUUUGACAAGAGACAUUUUGAAAUAUUUAUCGGGAAGCAAGAUUUUGAUAAAUCGAGCUCGGCUGUGAUACGUCGACGCAUUAAAUCUUGGACAGUACACGAAGAUUUCAAUACUUAUAAUUUGGACAAUGAUAUCGCUGUCAUAGAAAUGGAUCGUUCUAUUCCAGUAGGAGGAGCGAUACGCACUGCGUGUUUACCAGAAAAUCGUGCCAUUGACUACACAGGAUCAUUAGCGACCGCUAUAGGAUGGGGCCGUACGACAGAGGGUGGGGAAGUAAGCUCAACAUUGAGGAAAGUAGAGCUUCCUGUCUUAUCUGACGAAGAGUGUGAUGAAGCUGGUUACCAAAAAUCUCGGCGCACUACUAAUAUGUUUUGCGCUGGUUACUUAGAAGGAAAACGCGACGCCUGUUCUGGAGACAGCGGCGGGCCUUUAUUGGUUGAAGGGCCCUACGGGCAUUUAGAAGUUAUAGGAAUAACUUCUUUCGGUCGAGGAUGCGCAAGACCAAGAUACCCCGGAGUCUAUACAAAAUUAACAAAUUACUUAGGAUGGUUACGUGAUAAUCUAGACGGAGAAUGUAUUUGCCCGCCUGCCAAAUAAUUAUUCAGAUUUUUCAAAUGAAUAAUUAUAAAAAAAAAAAAUUCUAGUCGUUUUAUAUUUUAAGAGUGUAAUUAAUAUUAAGAUACUUUGUGAUGAUUAAUUUAAAAUAAAUAAUAGUACCUAU